GAUUGAUUAAAAAACAGAUUCCGUGAACGAAAAUCAGGCGUGAUCCAGCUCCAAACGGCAACGCCAAGUCGCCGCAUAUCCCUCUUCAUAAAGGAAAAGGAAAAGGAAAACGUUUUUAACUAGCUGUACAGGUCUGUCUAGCAUAUUAGCCAGGAGAAAAUCGCCACGUGAGCGACACCCGAGCAUCAAAGUAUCAAAUCCAGGAAGUUAUUCCGUUAACUACUCAAAUAACAUAAGCCUAGUAUACAUAUAUACAGAAGCCAUCACAUAACUUAUAUAUUUCACGCCAAAAGGUUUUCUUGAUCUCCAUUCUCUGUCUCUGCAAUAUUCAAAGAUAUCUUCAUGAAUUCAACCUGUGCUGCUGCAUCAACUGUUUCCUGUAAAUCGGGAAACAAGAACGACUUCUUUUUCUGGAUUUUGGAUUGCUUGUUCCCUACUUUCCUUGGAACUCCUGUUGCAUUCAAAAACUUUCUCUUGUUUAAGGCCAUUGUUAGAUCUCCCUCUUCAUCAGUUUGCAUCUCUCCUUCUAUUGGAGAGAUUAACCUAUAAAAUCCAAAGUUGUUUUCCUCCCAUUUUCAAGAUAAGUUGUCUUCAUUAGCCAACAUGGUUUCCUCUAAAUUGACAAUGCCCUUCCAGAAUAAUUCACUUCUCCCAAUAGGACCACCUGAUGCUCUUCCCUCUGAUUAUGUUGAGUUUGAUUUUUCUGACGUAUUUGGUUCUGCUCCUUGUCAAGCCUCAACACAGAAUUUGGUUGUCGGUUCAGCGGCUAGUGGAUCGCUGUACGAGGAUCCUGCUGUCAUCUGUAGUCGAUCCCAUUCCUUAGUGGGCCCUUCAAGUCAUGUUAGUCAUCCUUUGAAACUCAGCAAACUCACAUUAUGUGACACAGAAGAAGAUAUCUUGGAACUCACAAACCCAGUUAUUGGAGAACCAAGAGGAGACCUUACAGAACCUCCCACUGCUGUAGGGCUUGAAGAUUUUGAAGUUCUGAGGCUUGUAGGCCGAGGUGGUUUUGGAAAGGUGUAUCAAGUGAGGAGGACUGAUACGUCAGAAAUAUAUGCGAUGAAGGUCGUGAGGAAAGAUGAGAUAAUGGAGAAAAAUAAUGCUGGAUACUUGAAAUCUGAGAGAGACAUAUUAACAAAAGUGGAUCAUCCUUUCAUAGUGCAACUCAGAUACUCAUUCCAAACUAAAUAUAGACUCUACCUCGUACUUGAUUUUAUUAAUGGAGGUCAUCUUUUCUAUCAGCUCUACCGCCAAGGCUUGUUUAGAGAGGAUUUGGCACGUAUAUAUACUGCUGAGAUUGUUUCUGCUGUCUCUCACCUCCAUGCAAAUGGAAUAAUGCAUAGGGAUCUCAAACCUGAAAAUGUUCUUCUAGAUGCAGAUGGGCAUGUGAUGUUGACAGACUUUGGCGUGGCAAAGCAGUUUGAUGAAAAUACAAGGUCAAACUCCAUGUGUGGAACUUUAGAAUAUAUGUCCCCUGAAAUCAUUCUUGGGAAAGGCCACGAUAAGGCUGCAGAUUGGUGGAGUGUUGGAAUCCUAUUAUAUGAAAUGCUUACGGGAAAGCCCCCUUUUAUUGGUGGAAAUAGAAAACAAAUUCAACAGAAGAUCAUAAAGAAUAAGAUUAAGCUGCCAUCAUUUUUGACAGGCGAAGCACAUUCGCUUUUGAAAGGGCUGCUGCAAAAAGAAGCAAGUAAGCGACUUGGUUGCGGACCAGGUGGAAGCAAGGAGAUAAAAAACCACAAGUGGUUCAAGUCAAUCAACUGGAAGAAAUUGGAAGCAAGGGAAAUCAGGCCAAGCUUUUGCCCAAAGGUUGCAGGUAACCUUUGUGUUGCAAACUUUGAGGAGUGCUGGACCACCAUGCCAAUCCUGGAUACUCCUGCUGCUACUCCAAAGUCCCAUGAUAAUCCAUUCAAGGGUUUCACUUAUGUAAGGCCUGCCUCUUUUCUUCAGACUCCGCCUUAGAAAGGUUGUACAAAGUCUUCCAAAUCCACUGCCAAGUUAGUGCAGAUGCAGUUGACUAUAUUGCUAAUUCAAGACCACUAUAAAAUCAGACUCUCAUACAAAAUUUUUCAUAUUUCAUAACCCAUUCUCUUUUAAAGUUAGAGUAUA
Messenger RNA from Manihot esculenta (cassava), 2106 nucleotides. Its product is annotated as serine/threonine-protein kinase AtPK2/AtPK19. The transcript is spliced from 7 exons. NCBI's taxonomy places the organism in Eukaryota, Viridiplantae, Streptophyta, Magnoliopsida, Malpighiales, Euphorbiaceae. The record is from RefSeq and is a predicted model, not a curated record. Gene Ontology annotation, biological process: protein phosphorylation. Bases 604 to 1959 code for a protein of 451 amino acids. Gene Ontology annotation, molecular function: protein serine/threonine kinase activity; ATP binding.